AUGACGAUUGCUAGCGUCAAACCCGCUGCGACUGGCACGUGCGAUCCGUCGUCACUGUCGGGUUACACGUCGUCGAUCGCACUCGCGAGCGGUCUCCGCCUGCAUUGGGAGGUAACCGCCACGUCGACGAUCCAGCUGGCGGUCGAGGCGACGCGAGCGAGCGGCGCGGGGACGGGGUGGUUCUCUGUGGCGUGGGCGUCGUCGCCCGGCGCGAUGGCGCCGGCAGACGCGGUGAUGUGCAACCUCGCGACGUCGCCGGCUAUUAAAGCGUACAGAAUCACGGGGUACUCGGCGAGCAACGUCGCUGCGACGAGCGCGUUCACCCCGGGGAGCGUUUCGUUAACCGCGGGAACAACGACCACCAUCGCCAAGUUCACCCGGUCAGCAAGCGACGGCUCAUCGGUCGCUGUGGACGUGGCAGGAGUCAACUCGCUCAUCUGGGCCUUCUCCGCCAGUGGCUCUAAGACCGUCGCCUACCACAACAGCCACUAUGGCAUUGCUGACGUGGACUUCUCCUGUGACGCCUCUGCUUCCGCCACCCCUGCGCCCCCUCCCCCCGCCACCCCGCCCCCUCCGCCCACCACCCCCGCCCCUCCCCCUCCGCCGUCCUCUUCUGGAGGAGGCUCCAACUGCCCCGCGUCCACCCUCCCCGGAUAUACCUACCGGACUCAGCUCAAGGGCACCACCCUCCUCCUUCACUGGAAAGCAGCGUCUGCCUCGCAGCUCGAUCUGGCCAUCGAGGCCACAGCCGCCCCCGCCAAGUCCGGCUGGAUCGCCCUCGCAUGGGCCAAGGGCGGCAAGAUGGCACCUUCCGACGCCGUUUUUGGUAACAUGGCGGGCGGCGGAGUGGCAGCGUAUAAGAUCGGUGGAUACUCCAUGGGCUCGAUCCAACGGACAACUGCUUUUGGCAUUGGGACUGCCAACACCACCACCACCACUUCUGGGUCUACGGUGAUCAAGUUCUCCCGAACCCAGGGCACAGGUUCGGCAGCCAAGGUGCAAGUGGCAGGGAGCAACAGCCUGCUCUGGGCCUACUCCCCCUCGGGCUCUAAGAGCCUAGGCUUCCACGGCGGUGCAUAUGGUCGCAUCACCGUUGACUUUUCCUGCAAGACUGGAUCGUCUGGAGGGGGGAGCGGAGGCGGGGGGAAGGGCCAUGAUGACGACGACGAUGAUGAUGAUGAUGAUAACAAGAAGGGUGGCGAUAAAAAGAAGGGUGGUGAUAACAACGGCAAGGGCAAGGGGCGGGGCAAGGGCAAGGGCCGAAGCAAGGGCAAGAACCAGGAGCACUCCCGUGGGGCUUAG
This is a messenger RNA of Closterium sp. NIES-65, 1302 nucleotides long. The record is from the annotation of a GenBank genome assembly. NCBI's taxonomy places the organism in Eukaryota, Viridiplantae, Streptophyta, Zygnematophyceae, Desmidiales, Closteriaceae.